Protopolystoma xenopodis is the source of this 207-nucleotide messenger RNA. The record is from the annotation of a GenBank genome assembly. NCBI's taxonomy places the organism in Eukaryota, Metazoa, Platyhelminthes, Monogenea, Polystomatidea, Polystomatidae.
AUGCUACCGACGUUUUCUCCUAACCUUAUUCUGGAAUUUUGGCUACGUAAUAUAUCGGUCAUCCUCUUCUUGAACAAGCAGGACCUUCUGGCUGAAAAGGUGUUGGCUGGCAAAAGCAUGAUCGAGGAUUACUUUCCCGAUUAUGCCAGAUACAAUCCUCCAACAGACAGUAAGUUUUGUAGAUUAGUAUGUUAUUAUAUCCUAUAA